This is a messenger RNA of Trifolium pratense (red clover), 946 nucleotides long. RefSeq lists its product as uncharacterized. The coding region runs from base 1 to 720 and encodes 239 amino acids. Lineage: Eukaryota; Viridiplantae; Streptophyta; Magnoliopsida; Fabales; Fabaceae. The transcript is spliced from 4 exons. The record is from RefSeq and is a predicted model, not a curated record.
AUGACAUUGAUCUUGAAGCGUUCGGAACGAAAUAAGAUUAAUCGAGCUUCAAGUAAAGGUGGGGCACUCCAUACCACAGGAAGGAAGGCUCAUCAUGAAAUUGCACUUGACAUAAGUUCUAAGCUUGGGAGAGCUGUCUACCCCGAUGAACUUUUUGUGGCUACCCACAAAAAGAAGACUGGCGAUUGGGUUGAUCGUCGUUCUGAGAAAACUCAUGCCGAAUAUCAUGAAAAUUUGGCCAAAGUGAUACAAACUGAUGGUGGUGCUACUCGUGACACUCAAGAGGUUGAUGGAUCGCAAAGAAUUCAAAUAUGGAAAGAUGUUUCCAAGGGUAAGUCUCGGGGAAGAUGUUAUGGUACUGGACACUUGGCUAAAAACCUUAAGUAUAAAAACUUGAUUUAUGAGGCAGAGGCACCUCACAAUAGGGCAGAGAACCAGAUCAUUGAAGCUGCUAGAGCCGAGGCUGCUGCAGCACGUGCAGAUGCUGAGGCUGCUAGAGCUGAGGUUGCUGCAGCUCGUGCAGAUGCUGAUGCUGCUAGAGCUGAGGCUGCUGCGUCAACUGCGAGAACCAGAUCAUUGGAAAUAAAGUUUGAAGAAUUCCAAAGUCGCAUGAUGGCUUUGGAGACGACCUCCUGUAGUGGUCAUUCUCGUCAGAGUUCUCAUCCUCAUUAUGAUAAUGAAUUGGAUGAUCAAUCGGUUGAUGAAGAGGAAGAUGCUUGAUUUUGUUGGUUGUAGACUUUGUGGGUUAUUUUGAUGGUAAGUUUAAGAGCUAUUUUGAUAGGUUAUAUAUUUUGUGGGAUAUUUUGGUGGGUCAUAUAUUUUGUGGGUUGUUAUUUUGAUGGAUGUAGACCUUUUUGUUGACAUUCUAUAUAUAUGGUUAUAUAUGAGAAAUAGAUGGUCAUGUUAAGAAUUGAUGAAUUUAAAUGGAUGUAGACCUUUUUGUUGA